CUCUCUCUCUCUCUCUCUCUCUCUCUCUCUCUCUCUCUCUCUCCCCCCUUCAACCAAGAGAAAUAAUGGUUAAUGUUUCUAAUGGUCAUGAGUCAACUUCCAGCAACAAAAGGUACAGACGGUCGCAGAGAGUCAUAAACGUCCCUUGUUUCCCUGUAUUUACCGGACGGGGUCAAAACCAAAACUUGGAAAAUCACGAGGAAGCUUACUUGGAGCCCGGUGAAAUCGAAGAGAACCGAGAAGAAUGGGUGAUCGCGAUCAAAGACAAGAUGAAGCAAACACUUAGAGAGGACGCUACAACAAGCUGGGAUAAGCUCUGUAUCUACAGAGUUCCACAUUACCUACAAGAAAACGACAAGAAGUCCUACUUCCCUCAAACGGUCUCGCUUGGACCAUACCAUCAUGGAAAAAUACAUCUCAUGCCCAUGGAGCAUCACAAAUGGCGUGCGGUGAAUAAGGUCAUGAAACGUAACAAGCAACAGAUUGAAAUGUACAUUGACGCCAUGAAACAGCUCGAGGAGAAGUCUCGUGCUUGUUACCAAGGUGCCAUUUAUAUGAGUAGUAAUAAGUUCACACAAAUGCUUGUUCUCGAUGGCUGUUUUGUUCUUGAGCUCUUCAGGGGAACCGUUGACGGAUUCCCGGAAAUCGGAUAUGAACUUAAUGACCCGGUUUUUGCUAUGCGAGGAUUGAUGCAUUCUAUUCAACGUGACAUGAUAAUGUUGGAAAAUCAACUUCCUUUGUUCGUUCUUAACCGGUUAUUAGGGCUACAGUCGGAUACACAGAACCAAACCGGUAUAGUGGCUGAAGUAGCUGUUCGAUUCUUCAAACCACUAAUGCCGACGAGCAAGGCAGUGACUGAAAGGGACCAGUUAAAACUCAUGAACUGGCGGAGAAAAUUGGUUGACAACGGCGAGCUCCAUUGUUUGGAUGUUUUUCAUGGAAGUAUCUUCCGGACCUUCCAGUCUAGUACUCGGACACCGUAUCAGACAACUAGACGGUAUAUGUCGUUUCGGAAUAUGAGCAUGGUGGACAAACGACAACAACAACUGAUACAUUGUGUGACAGAACUGAGGGAAGCUGGUGUUAAAUUCAGGAGGAAAAAGACCAACGAGCUUUGGGAUAUUGGAUUCAAAAACGGUUAUCUAGAGAUACCCAAACUACUAAUCCAUGAUGGUACCAAGUCUCUCUUCUCAAAUCUUAUAGCUUUUGAGCAAUGUCAUAUCCACUCGAGCCACAACAUAACAUCUUACAUAAUCUUCAUGGAUAAUCUAAUAAACUCUUCUGAAGAUGUUAGCUACUUGCACCACUGUGGUAUCAUUGAGCAUUGGCUAGGGAGUGAUUCCGAAGUUGCAGAUUUGUUCAACCGGUUAUGUAAAGAAGUGGUUUUUGAUCCACAAGAUAGUUACCUAUCUCAACUUUCCAGUGAAGUUAACCGUUAUUAUAGUCGUAAGUGGAAUUCUCUAAAGGCUACCUUACGACACAAAUACUUCAAUAACCCUUGGGCAUAUUUCUCCUUUUUUGCUGCAGUUACUCUGCUAGUUUUCACAUUUUCUCAGAGUUUUUAUGCUAUUUAUGCAUAUUACAAACCACCACCAAAGAGCUAGCUACGGGCGUAUUUCUCACAUUUUCCUAAGAGUAUUCUCAGACACCAGUAUAUAUAUAUUCUGUUCGAACCUCCAAAAUGCAACGAAGGCGUGUGUGGAUAGCAUAUUAUAAAUUGUUGUUACAGAACUCUGGCUCCUUAAUUCGUAUGUCGCUCGAGGUUAUCCUCGCUGGCUAUAGGAUUAGGAUCUCUUUGACAAGGAAAAUGAUUAUCAUAUGUAAUAAAUAAUAUGUAGUGUUUGAAUAUUCAGUAUCACACUAUGGAAAAGAAAAGAAAAUACAUUUUUUAACGUCUAAUUAAUUAUUAUAUUACAACGCUGAGAAAUAUUACAUAAACGAUUCUACAGCCGGCAAUUCUACCACCAUAUGAUAAUGCACGUCUGACUGCAUCAUUCCGAGCUACCCUAUGAAAUCCAUGUUCGAUGAUUUUGAAAACCUCUUAUAAUCUCUUUUCUCCAUAUUCUGCAUAAUUUACGUUUUCUGGGGUUUGAACCCUAGAUCUCCUGGUGUACAAGUAUUAAUAAACUCUUAGUCAAACCAUUGAACUAAGGGGGAUUCCACAAAAAAAUAUGUUUCAUUGAUCUUUUUCAUUCAAUUUUAGUAUUACUAGUUCAGAGAAUUUGUAAAAUACGACUCAAAACUUGAUUUUAAUCUCAAAAGUAUACCCAAACUUGAAUCAAAUGCAAAAAUAACCCAAAUGCCUAGUGAAAUUACAAUCAGCCCAUUAUAACUAAACAAAAAACAAUAAUUUAUUUUUAUGAAUAUAAUCUCGUAAAGUUUUAUGAGGUCUUGUAAGUCUUCUGAGGUUCUAUAAGUCUUCUGGAAAACUUUCAGAAAGUCUUCUCAUAUAGUAGAUCUUAAAAUAAUUUAUAUAUUUUAUAAAAAUAUUUUGAUGGAGAAAAAUUGAAAUCAUGUAAUUAUAUACAUUUGUAAAUGAUAUAAAUUAAUAUCUAGUAAAAUUGAAUUGUCUUCAACAUAGACGAGUGAAUGUAGUGUGUUACAUGGUAUUCUUUGGUUAAGAGUUUGGUAACAUAUGUUGUAGAAUUGCAUGUAUUCUUAGGGUUAGAUUUUGGAAGCUUAACUUUUUUUUGAAAAAUUAAAUUUAAACUUAUAUGUGUUUAGUUUUGUGUAUAUUAAACACUUUUAAAGUUGAUUUUAAGUUUUAUGAGGUGUUUGUUUCUAGUUAGUUGCUUAUUUUGAGUUUAGGGUUUAAGUGACUUAAGUCUUCCAACAAAUAGUAAACUAGAAGACUUCCGCAGAAGUCUUAUGGGUGAAUAGUAAAUUUAGGGUCUAGAAUACUUUCAAGUAAUUUUUUUAGGAAUUCUUCUAUUAGAAGACUUACUUGAAAGUCUUCGGAAUCAAAAAUAUGUAAUCUUAUUGGAAUUUUUGUUUCAAUAUAUAAAGAAAAUUUAAAUAUUUUUUCUCUUCCUCUCAAAUGGCUGCAACAAAAAUGUAAUGUUUCUCAUUCUAAAACUCUUCAAUCUCUCUCUAAUCUCCUUGAACUUAAAAAACCAAACUUUAUAACAAUUUAUCAUUUUUAUCUCAUGUCUUUCUCACUGAUUUAUUUUGUUUUUACGGGUUUUUCAUUACAUGGUUCUCAUCUUCCGCUUAUUUAAAGGUAUAGCUCUUACCUUUUGAAAACUUUUUUUGUUGUUUUAAGUUAUUACCUUAUUUUUGAAAAUUUUCAAUGUUUGAAGUCAUUUGAAUACUUUUUGAUAUGCAGGUUUUUCAUAUCUGAGACAGACUUGGGAUACUUUACAAGGAAGUCUUCUCGGAAGUUUCCUAACAUUUAAUGCACUAGAAGACUUCUAAUUCAGAUGGACUCUUCUCCCAUGUCAAGUGGAGUCCAAGUUUGUCUUUGUGGAGGAAUGGUCUA
Molecule: messenger RNA, 3478 nt
Organism: Brassica napus (rape)
Lineage: Eukaryota; Viridiplantae; Streptophyta; Magnoliopsida; Brassicales; Brassicaceae
Product: UPF0481 protein At3g47200-like
Exons: 3
Coding region: 66-1604 (512 amino acids)
Source: RefSeq, a predicted model, not a curated record